CAACAACGUUCAAAGGACAUAAACAAGAACCGCAUCGCUUUCAAGAUAAGCAGAAAAUACUAAAUUAGAAGGAAUUUUCAUGGUUUAAGGCUAUUUCUGCGAGUUCAGGCGAUAAAAAUGGAUAGUCAUGAGGAAGAUGGGGAGAUAAUUGACGAGGGAAGGCACCACAUUCACGUGUCUAACGAUGAUCACGAAGUCGAGGAAGAUGAAUUCAGUAUGUCAUCCUAUGAUGGCGACCAAGGAGACAGCCUGGAUAUCAAGCCCCCUCAAGCGGUCGUCCAGCGGCGGGAGAAGCGAGAGAAGAGAGAGAAGAGGGAUCGCCACCGUCACAAGGGGGAGCGACACAAAGACCGCCACAGGAGCCGCGAACAUCGGAGCCACGAGGAGCGCAGGCGAGAGCAUCGACGGCACAGGGAUCGUGGCGAUGGAGGCGAAAGGAGGGAGAACCGCGACGGUCGAAAGCACAAGGACAGAAGUAGCAAGCAUGAGAGGCAGGUGGUUGAUCUCCGAACUAAGCUGGACAAGGGGAGGAAAAUGGUUGACAGAGAAAUGGAACGACGAAGAGACCGAGGACGAGACAUUGAAUACUACAUUGAUGAGAAGGACCAGUACGAACAUCUCGAUUACCACCGCGAACAUUCCAGUCGAGGGGGAAUGGGAAGUGGAGGAAUGGGUGCCAGCGAACAUCCUGCUUAUGUGCACCACCGGAGAGAAGAUCGCAUGAUGGUCCAGCUCUCACCGAGGGAAAGAGCGGAACGUGAACGGAGAAUGGAAAGGUUCCUUGUGGCAGGGAGUAGCAGGUAUAACAAAGACCAUAGUGUUGGUUAUGGUGCUGACAACUGGCUGACACACAACACAAUUUACCAACCUCAUGCCUGUUUUCAAAAUGAAAAGCAAAAGGAGUUGUCCCAGCGCGAGGCCGAGUCCCGCAGGCAGAGAAGAGAGGAAGAGAGACGGGAGGAGCAGCAGAUGGUGAGGCACCGAGGGGACAGCAUGCAGUACAGACACUCUCGGCCGCACUCCCCCAUCGAGAUGCAUAAGAAGCGCAAAUACCAUCAUCAGGAUCACUAUGUGGUUGCAGAUGGCAUAGAUGAAGUAACCGUCGUCAGCGAGGAGGAGGAGGACGGUGAGUACGAAGACACCGUCAUCAGCCACGACGAGAGGAAAGGCUCCAAUGAGAGGAAGUCGGAUGAGGAGAGGAAGAAGAAGAAGAAGAGAAGAAAAGAGGUUGAUGACACCAUGAAGGAGGAGGUCAGAAUGGAGCAGUCUGACACGGCAGGGAGUGGCUCAUCCGACAGCGAGUCAGAUUCAGAGAGGGUUCGCUCACCAACACCCCCUCAGAGGAACCAGUACCAUUCGGAUAGCACCAGUAGCGAAACUGAAGUCGAAGAGGAGGUGAAGAAUGAAGAGGAUGUCAAAGAAGCAAAAGAUACAGCUGCUGACCAGUUGUCGGUGUCAGGAAGUGGCUCAGCAUCAGCGAGGUCUGGCACUUUGUCUCCUUCUCAGGCUGGACGUUAUGAGGACUCGCCCAGAGUCGAGGAUCGCCGUUCAGACCGAGAAGAGGCAGAGUAUUUGGAUGACUCUCCCCCAGAAUCUCCAGUAGAGUUGAAGGAGCAACUGCCUUCCUACUAUCCAGCCAUCAUGGGGUGUCGUUCCGUUGAUGAGUUCGAGUGCCUCAAUAGAAUUGAAGAAGGAACAUAUGGAGUGGUUUAUAGAGCCAGGGAAAAGGCAACCAACCAGAUAGUCGCCUUGAAAAGACUGAAGAUGGAGAAGGAGAAGGAAGGUUUCCCCAUCACGUCACUGAGAGAAGUCAAUACUCUCUUGAAGGGCCAGCAUGAGAACAUAGUGACUGUGCGAGAAAUUGUUGUGGGGAGCAACAUGGAUAAGAUUUAUAUUGUAAUGGAUUAUGUGGAACAUGACCUGAAGAGCUUGAUGGAGACAAUGCGUUUGAAGAAGCAGAUGUUUACCAUUGGAGAGGUCAAGACACUCAUGAUCCAGUUGUUAAGAGCUGUCCAUCACCUACAUGACAACUGGAUUCUGCACAGGGAUCUUAAGACUUCCAAUCUGCUGCUUUCACAUCGAGGGAUCCUGAAGGUGGGUGAUUUUGGGCUAGCCAGGGAGUAUGGAUCGCCUCUCAAACACUACACACCUGUUGUUGUCACAUUGUGGUACCGAGCACCUGAAUUGCUGUUAGGAUCCAAGCAAUACUCUACGCAUAUUGAUGUGUGGUCUGUUGGAUGUAUUUUCGGAGAACUGCUGGGCAUGGAGCCAAUGUUUCCUGGCAAAUCAGAGAUUGAUCAGCUGAACAAAAUUUUCAAGGACCUGGGAACACCAAGUGAAAAGAUCUGGCCUGGGUACGGCCAGCUACCCUUGGUGAAGAAGACUCAGUUCGCAGAUUAUCCUUAUAAUCAUCUCCGUGAGAGGUUCAAGACAAGGCUGUCUGACCAAGGCUUCAACCUCCUCAACAGAUUUCUGACCUACAACCCACCGAAGCGCAUCACGUGCCAGGAGGGGCUGUACCACGAGUACUUCGACAAGGAGCCUCCCCUGCCCAUUGACCCCGCCAUGUUCCCCACGUGGCCGGCCAAGUCGGAGAACCCGCACGGCCGCUCCAAGAAGACGGGCAUCAGUCCCAAGCCCCCGUCCGGUGGGAAGAACUUCAAGGAUCUGGUUGACGAGACUGAAGAGCUUGCGGCCAGAGGGUUCUUCCUGGGCGGAGCGAAUUCCAGCGGGCCGGGGUUCGUGCUGAAGAUGUGAGCAGAGGGCUUCGGCAGUUUAGAAAGUCUGCCGUAGACUUACGAUUUUGGGGGGUAAAGGGGUGGGAUAUUUUUAUUUAUUUUACGGUAUUUAUUUUGUCACUAUGAAGGGAGAGAUGAAAUGGUUGGGAUUGUUGAACUUAAGAAAUGAAAUAGGGGUUUAAAUUGUAAUUAUUAUUGUCAUUAUUUUUUAUUUUUUUAAAUGAAUUCAGUUGCAGAUUCCUUCUUUAAACUUGUAACAUAGAAAGGGUAUGUACUCUUUUCCUUCACCAAUUGUAUUAUACCUUUGAAUAGUGGUACAAAAGACAAUGACGGGAAUUUUAGAAAUCUGUGAAAUGUACAUUUUGAUUAGAUAUUUGUGGCAAAAUAUUUAGUCAUCACUGAAUGUCAUGUUUUUAUAUUUAGGCUUCAUAUUUUAGCAGUAUGGAAUAUUAGAUUAAACUAUUAAUUAUGCAGGGGAGUAGAUUCUGGAUGGUUUUCCCUGAAAUACUGUGUAUUCUCCUAGGGAUUUUGUAUAUAAAACCUGAAUAAAGUAAUUUUUAUAAAA
This is a messenger RNA of Penaeus chinensis, 3303 nucleotides long. RefSeq names its product cyclin-dependent kinase 11B-like (gene Pitslre). Gene Ontology annotation, cellular component: nucleus. Gene Ontology annotation, molecular function: ATP binding; cyclin-dependent protein serine/threonine kinase activity. Lineage: Eukaryota; Metazoa; Arthropoda; Malacostraca; Decapoda; Penaeidae. The record is from RefSeq and is a predicted model, not a curated record. Gene Ontology annotation, biological process: regulation of mitotic cell cycle; protein phosphorylation. The transcript is spliced from 17 exons. Bases 118 to 2757 code for a protein of 879 amino acids.